Messenger RNA from Hypomesus transpacificus, 2695 nucleotides. RefSeq names its product cyclin-dependent kinase 8 (gene cdk8). Lineage: Eukaryota; Metazoa; Chordata; Actinopteri; Osmeriformes; Osmeridae. Gene Ontology annotation, cellular component: nucleus; mediator complex. The record is from RefSeq and is a predicted model, not a curated record. Gene Ontology annotation, molecular function: RNA polymerase II CTD heptapeptide repeat kinase activity; ATP binding; cyclin-dependent protein serine/threonine kinase activity. The transcript is spliced from 13 exons. Bases 318 to 1721 code for a protein of 467 amino acids. Gene Ontology annotation, biological process: protein phosphorylation.
UGGAUGCAAUAACGGCAGUUUGCGACAGUGCCGUGCACAAUUGCGCCGUUCUCCCGAGUGAAAUACCGGUUGACAAACGCAGUAGCAGGAUAAUACGAGGAAAGGACUAUCUCUUAUCUCAUCUGGUUUUUCAAGUACUGUGAAUCUUCAUUUGUACCAACAUAUCAUUUAAACUUUUAAAUGUGGAAACUGGACUGAGGACAGAGCGACGCAAGGGAAGGCAACUUAGAUUACAAAUCGGGGUUGUUGAAGUAAGUUGCCUCCCAAGCGGCGCUUUAAAAGGAAGGGGAGGAUAAUUGACCAAAACAACAGAGAAAAUGGACUAUGAUUUUAAAGUGAAGCUGACCGGAGAAAGAGAGAGAGUCGAAGACCUCUUCGAAUACGAGGGAUGCAAAGUGGGAAGAGGCACAUACGGUCAUGUAUAUAAAGCAAAGAGAAAAGAUGGAAAGGACGAUAAGGACUAUGCCCUGAAGCAAAUAGAAGGCACUGGCAUCUCCAUGUCGGCGUGCAGAGAGAUUGCACUGCUGAGGGAGCUGAAGCACCCUAACGUCAUCUCACUGCAGAAGGUGUUCUUGUCACAUGCAGACCGCAAAGUCUGGUUGCUGUUCGACUACGCCGAGCACGACCUCUGGCACAUUAUAAAGUUCCACAGAGCCUCCAAGGCCAAUAAGAAGCCCCUGCAGCUGCCCAGAGGAAUGGUCAAGUCCCUGCUCUACCAGAUCCUGGACGGCAUCCACUACCUGCACGCCAACUGGGUCCUCCACAGAGACCUGAAACCUGCCAAUAUCCUAGUAAUGGGGGAGGGCCCAGAGAGGGGGAGGGUGAAGAUUGCGGACAUGGGCUUUGCACGCCUGUUUAACUCACCGCUCAAGCCUUUAGCAGACCUGGACCCUGUGGUGGUCACCUUCUGGUACAGAGCACCAGAGCUGCUGCUGGGGGCCAGGCAUUACACCAAAGCCAUCGACAUCUGGGCGAUCGGCUGUAUCUUCGCAGAGCUGCUGACCUCUGAGCCCAUCUUCCACUGUCGCCAGGAGGACAUCAAGACCAGUAACCCCUACCACCACGACCAGCUGGACCGCAUCUUCAACGUCAUGGGCUUCCCAGCAGAUAAGGACUGGGAGGACAUCAAGAAGAUGCCAGAACACUCGACCUUGAUGAAAGAUUUCAGAAGGAACACGUAUACAAACUGCAGCCUUAUAAAGUAUAUGGAAAAACACAAAGUCAAACCGGACAGCAAAGCAUUCCACUUGCUGCAGAAACUGCUGACUAUGGACCCCAUCCGCAGGAUCACAUCUGAGCAGGCCAUGCAAGACUCCUACUUCCUGGAGGAACCUCUGCCAACUUCAGAUGUGUUCGCAGGCUGUCAGAUCCCCUACCCCAAGAGAGAGUUUCUGACGGAGGAGGAGCCGGAGGACAAGGCCGAGAAAGUAAGAAAUAAAAACCAGCAGCAGCAGCAGGCUAAUAACCACACCAACGGAGCCGGGCAUACCGGUAACCCUGACAACAGCCACGCCCAGGGCCCUCCUCUGAAGAAGGUGCGAGUGGUCCCGCCCACCACUACCUCAGGUGGCCUCAUCAUGACCUCAGACUACCAGCGCUCCAAUCCCCAUGCUGCUUACCAGAAUCCAGGACCAAGCACAUCACUGCCCCAAAACAGCAUGGGAUACUCCUCCACGUCCCAGCAACCUCCGCAGUACUCUCACCAGAGUCACCGCUACUGACCCCCCUCACCCGGACCCCUCACCCGGACCCCCACUCGCCCCCCCUCUCCCCCGCCACCACGCCCACUCGGGAGAAUGUACUGAGGGAUGUGCGAGUGGGUUAUUCUUAUUGUUUUCUUCAUGGCAUCAGCCUACUACCGCCAAAACCCCACCCCAGAGGGGCCCCCUCCCUGCAGGCCGUCUGGAGGCUGAGGGGAACGGGGCAUACGGUCUGGACCCAGCACUGCUGCGGAGCGGAGGCCCUGACCAGGAAGGCUGAGGAGGAGGGAUGUUGUCAGCUUCUCUCCACUCGUAACAUCAUAACCACAUCCAUUUGUGACCCUCAGAAGACAGAUCUCCAUAGCCGGUACUCCACUGCAACAGAUUCAAAUGAAGAUGACUCAGUUUGGGGGAGGGGGGGUGGGGGGGAGGUUUGUCUCCUGUCCUCCUGUACCCUACACCUCCCUCGUUCCCUCCUCCUCCCCUCGCCUCCUCCACCAAAACUCUACCCAGCCGGUUCCCCUUUUCCUGUUGAAGCUUGGAUGAGACUAAAGCUGCUAUGCGACUGACGGCAUCGACAGAGUGCCUACCCCUCUGUCCUCAUGUCUGUCUGUCCUCCUGUCUGUCUGUGUGUCUUGUCUGUCUGCCUCUACAAGGGCCUUCGCUGGGGACCGAACACAGCUGCUGACCGAACGCAGCUGCUGACCGGGACGUGCUGGGAGCAGGUGGGGCACCCACUGCAAGAACGAGGAAAAGAGAAAAAAAAAAAAAAAAGAUUUUAGUCGUUUCUAAUUUAAUCUGUUUUCUUGGUUCUGUGUUCAUGGUGAGGAUGAAAUCGGCUGAUGUGGUCAGCAGUCGUUCACUGUUGGCAAGCCUUAGAACUUCAUGAGAAAACCAACCAAUUGUCGAGGACAGCAGAUGGAACAUUGUACUGUAUUGUAUUGAAAUAUUUUACAUGAAGCAAGUAUCCUGACAAUAAAAGAGGAAAAACGGCA